Messenger RNA from Spinacia oleracea (spinach), 898 nucleotides. RefSeq lists its product as uncharacterized. NCBI's taxonomy places the organism in Eukaryota, Viridiplantae, Streptophyta, Magnoliopsida, Caryophyllales, Amaranthaceae. The record is from RefSeq and is a predicted model, not a curated record. The transcript is spliced from 2 exons. Bases 106 to 540 code for a protein of 144 amino acids.
UUUUCCCUUCACCCUCCUUUAAAAGGGAGAUGAAUCACCUAUAAUCCUAAAACAAGGCAAAGUUUCUUACUAAUUAAGUUCUUUGUAAUAACAACAAUUGGAGAUAUGACGUUCAAGUCCAACUUUGGAAUGCCCUUUAUUUUUCUUCUAAUUACCUUGCUUGCAAGCCCAAUUAAUGGGAGAAAAGGCCCAGGAGAAUAUUGGGGAAGGGUGAUGAAAGGGCAGCCCAUUCCUGAAGCUAUUGAAGUCUUUGUAAAUCAAGGCCCAUAUGAAGCCCAAGAUAAUGGAGACAUUGUUAAAGAAUUUAUUAAUAACUUUGAUUCAACAACACCUGAUGUCACCAUUAUAUAUGAUGAUGUCAAUCCAAUCAAAGUUAAAGCCCGGGAAUUUAUUAACGACUUUGCUUCAACAACGCCCGAUGCCACUAUUAUCUAUGAUGAUGUUAAUCCCAAAAAAUCGAAAGCACAAGCUUUUUUUAAUGACUUUGCUUCAACAACACCCGAUGUUACUAUUGUUUAUAAUGAUGUCAAGCCAAUAUAAGUGAGAACCUAUAUUGCAACACAUGAGAUGAUGGGCAAGUAACGGAGAACUGUAGAAGUUACUUGUUGGGUGAUUAUGGGGAGUUUAUUUGCAUUUGUAUUUUCCUUAAUUGUGUUUUAUGAGGGUUGUAUUCAGUGGCAGAGCCACGGUGCCCUCAGUGGGGUCCUUGACCCCACUUGAAUUUUUUUUUUAUAGUUAAAAUUUCAAUUUUUUUAAAAAAAAUAUAUAAUUUUAGUGAAAGUUUCAUCAAUUUUUAAAUAGUGACCCCACUAUCUCAAAAUUCUGGAUCCGCUACUGAUUGUAUUGUUGUAGUUUCCAUAUUCAUUCAGCUAAUAAAAGUCAUCUAUUGUAUGUGUCA